AUGGAUACGGCUCAGCAGCAAUCUGAGUCAUUUGGGACACCGAUGCUGCUCAUGAACGCUGCUACGAUGGGAACCCAAGGAACCCCACUGGCACAGACACAGCCAGACAUGAGGGAUGGAGAAACACCCGAGGAGCCGGAUACCCAGACCUCGUCAAACUCCUCAGCAACUGCUCCGGUCGGUAAAUGCUUCUUUUGUGGGUACAAAAGGCAUCCUCGUCAAAAAUGUCCCGCCAGAGAUGCCACAUGCAUGAAUUGCGACAAGAAAGGGCAUUAUGCCAGGGUAUGUAAAUCUACUCUAAGGAGGAAUAAACCCACUUCUGCGGCUCUCUACUCGCAAAAUAAAUUGACUGCAGCCUCCCCGGGGAAUCUAUCCAAGGCUAUCAUCAACGUGCGAAUUAACGGGCAUAUGGCUGAGGCACUGAUUGAUACCGGUAGCUCUGAAAGUUUCGUCAACAGCUCGCUAGUGAAGGGCAGGAAAUGGGUAAUCCACCCGACUGACAAUACGGUAUGCAUGGCCGCCACCUCACUACAAUCCCGCGUACGAGGGUACUGCAAUGUUGAAUUGGACGUAAAAGGGUACACGCAUCGGGAUGUAAAGGUGCUGGUGCUUCGUGAUUUGUGCGCAGACGUAAUUCUGGGUCAUAAUGUCCUCAAGCAGCACACGAGCGUCGAAAUACCCUUUGGAGGAAGCAAGCCUCGUCUAAUUUUAAAUGCGUUGACCACCGCGGAGGUGACGUCCCCCCAGCUGUUCGCUAACUUGUCGCCGGUCUGCAAACCGAUAGCGAUCAAAUCGCGGCGAUAUACCACUGCUGACAUGAAUUUCAUCACUUCGGAAACCAAGCGAUUACUGGAGGAGGGAAUUAUAGAACCGAGCGAUUCGCCAUGGCGCGCACAGGUGUUAGUAACCAGCAGUCAGAACCAUAAGAAACGGAUGGUUGUCGAUUAUUCCCAAACGGUCAAUCGCUUCACCCAACUCGACGCCUACCCCCUGCCGCGCAUAGAUGAGAUGGUCGAACGCGUGGCCAAUUAUAAGGUAUUCAGUACCAUCGACUUGCGAAGCGCCUAUCAUCAAAUUCCCAUCCGAGAGGAAGACAAACCGUACACUGCAUUCCAGGCAGGGCGGCGCCUCUACCAGUUCAGAAGGAUACCAUUCGGUGUCACGAAUGGAGUAGCUUGCUUCCAACGGGUUAUGGACGACAUCAUCUCAGAUGAAAACCUCGAAGACACUUUUGUUUACGUGGAUAAUGUCACAGUGUGCGGUAGGGAUCAGAGGGAACAUGAUAGGAAUCUGGACAGAUUCUUGAGCAUUGCUGGAAAAUAUAAUCUGACUCUCAACUACGAGAAAUGCGUAUUCUCGGCAAGGUCAAUUGACCUUCUCGGCUACACAAUAGCCGACGGCACAAUUAAGCCUGAUCCUGAGCGAUUGCGCCCGCUCCGUGAGCUUCCACCACCUCAGGACUUGCAAACAAUGCGCCGGGUGAUCGGGAUGUUCGCUUACUAUGCAAGAUGGAUUUCGCAAUACUCCGAGAAAAUACAUCCCCUAGUGCAUUGCAAAAACUUUCCACCAGAUGCCGCUGUCGUAAGAGCUUUCCACGAUCUCAAGGAUGAUAUCAGUAAGUCCGUGGUUUUAUCGAUCGACAGCUCGGUGCCCUUCGUGGUGGAGACCGACGCUUCAAAUCACGCCAUAGCUGCUACACUUAAUCAGUCUGGGCGGCCGGUCGCUUUCUUCUCGAGAACUCUCUCUAGAAGCGAGCAGAGACACUCGGCAAUAGAGAAGGAGGCGUACGCCAUCGUCGAAGCGCUGCGUAAAUGGAGACAUUAUUUACUGGGAAACCACUUCACGCUCGUUACGGACCAACGAUCCGUGGCUUUCAUGUUUGAUGGGAAAAAUAACGGGAAAAUUAAGAAUGAAAAAAUUAUGAGAUGGCGGAUAGACCUAGCCUGCUACAGGUACGACAUUGUUUACCGGCCCGGGAAGGAAAACCCUGCUGCAGAUACCUUCUCCCGGGUCUACAGUUCGGCAACAAUCAGUCAGGCUUUGCAAGACCUCCAUGUGUCUCUGUGCCACCCAGGGGUAACCAGGAUGGCACAUUUCGUACGCAGACAAAAUCUUCCCUAUUCUGUUGAAGAUAUUAAACAAAUGAAUGCUUCAUGCCCUGUUUGUGCUGAACUAAAACCCAGAUUCUAUGGCGCGGCUUCUGGCAGACUGAUCAAGGCUACUUCCCCCUUCGAGAGACUAAACAUCGACUUCAAAGGGCCCCUACCGACCGAAACAGACAACAGAUACAUAUUCACCGUUGUUGAUGAAUAUUCAAGGUUCCCUUUCGCGUUUCCGUGCUCGGAUAUGACCUCGGGCACUGUCGUAAAAUGUCUCUCUGACCUCUUCGCUAUGUUUGGGAGACCUUCGUACAUACAUUCAGACAGAGGGCCGUGUUUCAUGUCGGCCGGGCUAAAACAAUUCCUAUUAGAGCACGGCAUAGCAACUAGUCGAACGACGGGUUACAACCCACAGGGAAACGGGCAGGUGGAACGGUAUAAUGGAGUUAUUUGGAAAGCC
Molecule: messenger RNA, 2559 nt
Organism: Anneissia japonica
Lineage: Eukaryota; Metazoa; Echinodermata; Crinoidea; Comatulida; Comatulidae
Exons: 1
Biological process (GO): DNA integration; proteolysis
Molecular function (GO): nucleic acid binding; aspartic-type endopeptidase activity; zinc ion binding
Source: RefSeq, a predicted model, not a curated record